GCUAUAUUGUAAACAUUCAUGGGGUAGCUUUCUGGUCUUAAUUUAAGGUUAGUCAUAAGGUUUGCUGUGUGGUUAAGUUAAAAUCACAUGUUAAGAAGAUAAAUUGUAUAAAUUGGUGUGGUUUAUGACUUAGUGGCUGUGGUAAUUAGCUAACUGACGUGAGUCAUUUGUGACCUAAGCUAGCUAGCAACAUUUUUACAGGGGUGUCAAACUCAAGACCUAGACAACCAGGUGAGGGGAGUUCUUAACUAAUCAGUGACCUUAAUUCAUCAAUCAUGUAACGUUACUUGAUUGACGAAGGGAGGAGCGACAUACCGCAAACACUCGGCUUUGCAUGGAAUGCGUUUGACACGUGAUUUAAGAGGCCAAAAAAAGGAAGACAGAAGUGGACAAAAGCGAGGUUGCGGUAGCUUUAAUCUUUUAUAUUGAUAUGCAUCCCCGCAUACAUUCUUUCAAACUAAACUAAAAUUAUAAUGAUGCACACCAACCUUUUCUUACAUUUCUUCUUCCAUGCAUGCUUUUGCGGGCUUUUGUUGCGUUAUAAAAAUACGUCCGUGUGAAACAAAGCCAUCAAACUAGUAUUCUCAUCGCAUACACAAAUCAUACAAAGAGAACGCUUUGAUUCUACUUAGUCCAUGGAAGUUAAAAAACAUACACAUUUUACAUUUAUAUAGAGGUCAAAGUAUUUAUCAAUAUUGAAAAUGACAUCUCGAGGCACCCCGAGUCGCUUCCUACAAAGUGUUCUGCAAAACGGGGUGGGUCGGUAUGUUUGUCAAAUGAAGCGCAUUUCCCUCAUCUUCUCCAAGAAUGGACAGAGCUCUCUGGGAGCCAGGGAAUUCAUUGAAGAAGGAGUGGUGGAUUUUGCCCAAAAGAACCCUGGAACCGUUGUCUACGUAUCUCCUCAGUCCUGCAGGAUCCCUAAAAUUGUUGCAGAAUACUUAAACGGCAAUGUGAAGGAGGAAGCCAUCACAAGCAAGACGUCUCAACAGAUCGCAGAGUUAAUAACCAAACUGACCAACCAGUCUGGCCUGGAUAUCAUCCGUAUCCGCAAGCCCAUCCACACAGACAGCCCCAGCAUCCAGGGCCAAUGGCAUCCCUUCACUAACCGACCCCUGUCCAUUGGACCAAUCGGACCACAGAAACAGCAGGCCAACUAAAGACUGUGAAACCUCAUAAUACUGGCAAUAUUUUUGUCUGUUAUCGUCACCCUCAUCAGUGGUAGAACGAAUACAGGUCAGGUGUCCACUCUCCACAGAACUGUCCAGAGCAACUCCAUGGCAGACCAGCCAUUGUGUUUCUGAAACACCUGAAUCACCAGAUAUGUUAUAGCAUAUCUGCCCUUUCCGUUUGAAUGAAUUUUGCACAGUUAUCAGAGGCUUGUCAACUGGUAUCAGUGGCGUGCAUACAGAACAGUUUGUGUCCAAACGAGUAUUUCAAACUGCUCACUACAGCUGUGUUUUACGAAUAGAAUAAAGUGGUCAAUGUUUUAGACUCAGAA
Molecule: messenger RNA, 1498 nt
Organism: Oncorhynchus keta (chum salmon)
Lineage: Eukaryota; Metazoa; Chordata; Actinopteri; Salmoniformes; Salmonidae
Gene: mrpl43
Product: mitochondrial ribosomal protein L43
Exons: 4
Coding region: 702-1157 (151 amino acids)
Biological process (GO): mitochondrial translation
Cellular component (GO): mitochondrial large ribosomal subunit
Molecular function (GO): structural constituent of ribosome
Source: RefSeq, a predicted model, not a curated record